This is a messenger RNA of Caenorhabditis bovis, 1410 nucleotides long. NCBI's taxonomy places the organism in Eukaryota, Metazoa, Nematoda, Chromadorea, Rhabditida, Rhabditidae. The record is from the annotation of a GenBank genome assembly.
AUGGCCGAAUUACCGCAUAGCAUCCCGGCUGUUGAUAUGAUCAAUGCGACCUCGCGUCUUCAAUUGGAAGCUGCUGAAGUUCGUGCCAACAAGCCAAGUUGGGGAUCGUAUUUCCGAUCACAAAUGAUACCACAAGAAGACUAUAACUUCAUCACCGCUUAUGAAGGAGCCAAGACCAAGGAAGAACGCGAUCAAGUUUUGGCCGCGAAUGACGCGAACGGACAAGCCGCUAAAACAAUCGUCAACUUGAUCACCCAAGUUGCAAAAGACCAGAACGUGCGCUACGUUCUAACUCUCUUCGACGAUAUGCUCCAGGAGGAAAAAUCUCGCGUUGAGAUCUUUCACGCUGCUGCUCAACGUCAAAAGAGGACCGUUUGGUCGCAAUUCAUUGGAAUUCUCCAACGCCAAGACAACUUCAUUGUUAAUCAAAUGAGCUCCAUCAUUGCAAAACUCGCUUGCUUUGGAUCCGCUAGAAUGGAAGGACAAGAACUGAAUUAUUAUUUCUCGUUCCUUAAAGAUCAGCUCAAGAAUUCGUCUACCAACGAUUACAUGAACACCACUGCUCGCUGUUUGCAAAUGAUGCUCCGCAUUGACGAAUACAGACAUGUGUUUGUCGAAUCCGAUGGAGUUCAAGCUUUGGUUUCUGCUCUCAACGGAAAAACCAACUUCCAGCUUCAAUACCAAUUGAUUUUUGCUGUUUGGUGUCUUACAUUCAAUGCCGAGAUCGCUAGAAAAACGCCAACACUCGGUGUCAUUCAAGCUCUUGGAGAUAUUCUCGCCGAGUCGACCAAGGAAAAAGUCAUUCGGAUCAUUCUCGCCACCUUUGUCAACAUUUUGACCAAGGUUGAAGAGCGUGAGAUCAAGAGAGAAGCUGCUCUUCAGAUGGUUCAGUGCAAGACAUUGAAAACUCUCGAAUUGAUGGAUGCUAAAAAAUAUGACGAUCCAGAUCUUGAGGAAGAUGUGAAAUUCUUGAAUGAAGAAUUGAUGUCGUCGGUUCACGAUUUGAGCUCAUAUGACGAAUAUUAUGCCGAAGUUAGAUCCGGACGCCUUCAAUGGUCGCCUGUGCACAAAUCGGAUAAGUUCUGGCGUGAAAAUGCUCCAAGAUUCAACGACAAACAAUUUGAAGUUGUCAAGAUUCUUAUCAAGCUUUUGGAAACUAGCCAGGACCCGUUGAUUCUGUGCGUUGCAGCCCAUGAUAUCGGAGAAUACGUCAGACAUUACCCAAGAGGAAAAACUGUCGUUGAACAAUAUCAGGGAAAGCAAGCUGUUAUGAGAUUGUUGACCGCUGAAGAUCCGAAUGUUCGCUAUCAUGCUCUCCUCGCGGUUCAAAAGCUGAUGGUCCAUAACUGGGAAUACCUCGGAAAACAACUUGACACUGAGCCACAAGGGGAAACCGUAGCUGUCAAGUAA